This is a messenger RNA of Pomacea canaliculata, 3251 nucleotides long. RefSeq names its product beta-sarcoglycan-like. Lineage: Eukaryota; Metazoa; Mollusca; Gastropoda; Architaenioglossa; Ampullariidae. The coding region runs from base 1236 to 2237 and encodes 333 amino acids. The transcript has 7 exons. Gene Ontology annotation, biological process: muscle organ development. Gene Ontology annotation, cellular component: sarcoglycan complex; sarcolemma. The record is from RefSeq and is a predicted model, not a curated record.
CGACGGGGAGAGAAUAAGUAGUGUAGCUUUAUACCUGAGGGAGGCUUUUUGAUUUUGGAAGUGAGAGUGGACAGACGGCAGGCCAGCCACCGAGUGAAACUCUAAAUAAAAUCUAUGGGUAUGCGGCAAUUUCCGUCAUUGUUGUGUUCUUGUACGUCUAACCCACCGUACGUAGCCAACUGACGUGUUGGUUAUAUAUAUAAUAUCUAAACUGUUUAUAUAUAUAUAUAACUAUAUAUUCACCGUAUUCAAAAAACGUAGGCAAAGUCGUUUCAUUUGAGCAGUUAUACGUACCGAUCUCACACACGUACACACUCACACAUUAGUAUCUCCCCCUUCACUAUAUAGAAAUUAAAUGUCAUACGAGUUCUCAAUUACCUGUUGAGUUAGAGGAAAAAUAUCAGGAGUAUGUAUAUGUGUUUCAAUGUUUAGCUACACCAAGGCCGCGUGAAUAAGCAUAAUUAUUGAUGCAAUGGAAGUGGCAGAUAUAAAGUUGACAAUAAAAUAUGGCAGUCCCUGAUCAGCUAGUCUAUGUUGCAGCAUAUUUCUUUAUUCUUAGAGGACCGCAUCGUGAGCAAAUUCUAAUUAUUGUUCUUACCUGGAAAGCUGAAGGCUUUGAAAUUCGAUACCCGAGUGGCGCAACAUCUUUUCCACUAUAUAUUGGACCAGUCGUUGAAUCUUGAUCUGAAGUGGGAUGUUGAAGAUAAAGGCAGUAAUGGAGAACAGGUGUAGUCAUUUAAAAAAAAAAGAAAAAGUAUGGCCCCAGAAAAGUACAGUCUACAACACCAAAAGGGUGUGGCGGUUACAGAAUGGAACUUCCACGUACUGCUUUUAGUCGAGAAUCUAAGGGAUAUGAUGAAGCUGUGAUCGAGUCGAACGAUCGUUGAAAAUAUUUCUUCACAACUAUAAGCAUGUAAAGGGUACUUGAGUUCACUGAUUAGUUUGAGAGACAGCACGCCAUGGCGUAUACCGGCGAGAAGGAACGUGCAGUCGUGUAGUAUAACCUUUCACCUCAUUCCACAUUAGUGCCAGGAAAGCUGCGAGCUGCAAGAAAGAUGGAAAAGAUUAGGAUAGAAAUGGAAGUCAUUACAAGCCAGUGAACAUUUUCGCGAAUGUGAGUGUUGCCCAAAGCUGGCCCGCUCGCCCAUUAUUGGCAGAAGUUUGUCGGGGCACGAAUAUUACGGGUAUCCGUUUUGACUGAGAAGAAUCCCAGAAUCCCAGAAUUCUCUGUGGAAAUGGAAAACAUGGCGUCGUCGGAACUGGACGUAAUGGAGACAAGCAUGAUGUCACAUUUAUCAACAAUGUCAGCACCUGCACAUUUGUCCAUGCGUGAGAAGUCUCAGCUGAAGAGACAGAUCACAAAGGAGCACAACAGCAAUUUCCGAGCUGGAUUUGUUUCAGUUAAUGAGGAUUACCUGCACAAAGCAGGGAUUCGUGGUAGAAAGAGAUAUAUUUUGUAUGUGCUACUUGUGGUGCUGUUAACUGUGGCCAUUUUAAACACAGCGCUCACAGUCUGGCUCAUGUGGAUUUAUCACAUCUCACAUAUUGGUAUGGAACCACUGGAACUUGUGCAGAUUCCAGGAGGUUCUCUAACACGCUUUAUGGACACUACUUGGUUUGAUUCUUUGUUGCUCAAUGGAGUCUUCCUUGGAAGCCGCUACAAGCAAGAUCUUGUGUUACAAACUGUCAAUUCAACAAUUAUUUUAUCUACAUCUCGGAGCAUGAAUGAUUCUAUGGUUAUGGUGAGAGAGGAUGGAAUAGAGUUCAGAGUGGGAGAUUUACAACUUGUCACUCCAUCUGGAAAAGAAUUCUUCUCACUUCAAAACCCAAGGAUUGACAGGCUGAUGAAUGUUUCAAACCUGUUUUCUCAUGUUGUGGAAACUAAAGAGAUAAAAAAUGUUCCAAAUUUUAAGGACCUGAGCAUAGAAUCUUUGGAGCGAAUCACCAUUGAGGGUUCAAAAGGUGUGGAAUCUGAGAGCAGGAGAGAAACCAUAUUACAGGCAAAAAAUGUUUCCAUCAAUGCAAUAAAAGGAGCUGUGAAAAUUGAAGGUCAUGUGGGUAUAUACAUCAGCAACCUUAUUCCACAAAUAAAGGCAGGGUCUCCAGGCAAUUUAUCUGUUACCAGUGCCAAGCUUUGUGUCUGUAGUAAGACAGGCCGACUUUUUGUAGUUCACAUCAGAGAGCCUGGAAUGGGGUGUCACACCAUUAGUGAAGACCAGAAUCCCUGUUUGGCUUAAUAGUGUUUAGAUGCAUGCCUGCCUCGUUGUGCGUCUGUGUGUGUGUGAGAGAGAGGUAGACUAUUAAUGCAUCUAGACUGCUUUUAAAUUGUUUGAAAUUAAAUGAAAUCAUAAAUUUGUUAAAUAAUGCAAUAAUUUAUUUGCAAAUGUAUUUAUUUUCACUAAAAAUGUCUGAGAGGGUGCUUCUCAACACAUGCCAGUGUGUGUACAUAUGCCUAUAUUAUUGCACAUUCAUGUGUUCAUGGGUAUAUAUAUAUAUGCAAGAAGAUCAAAGAAGUGAGGUAGUAGAGGGCUAUAUUUGCUUUAAAAUAGUAAGGUUAGUUAUGUUUAUGCCUCUUGCAAUAUGAAAAUUUUAUGUAUGCAUAUUAUAGAUUUGUACACACUCAUAUACAUGUCUUUACUGUAUGAUAAAUAAAAUAAUUUAUACAGUGAUCUUGCUUUCUUUUAAAACAUAUAAAGUACCUUGGGUGACUUAAAAGCUUUUUUUCCUACUUAUUUCUACUUUGAUACUGCAAAGAAUUAAUGUUUAUUAUAAAGUUAUUUUUAUAAAUUGCAGGGAAGUGAUCUAAUGUUAUACUUCAGCAUAGAUUUAUAUCUUACAUACAUGUAAUAUAUCUUUUUGCAAUGAAGGUAUUUCUUGCUGCCUAUGCCAUGUAUUUAAUGUACAGAUAUAUAGUGUGCUCGGUGGUAAGACCACAGUUGUUUACUGCCAUGCAGUAUAACUUUAAACAAUGUCAUCUUAAUGUAAUUAUGAUAUCAAAUUUGUGCUGGUUUUCUUGUCACAGAGUACUGCUUCUACUCCCCAGCAAACACGAAUACUUGGGCCAAGCUAAAAACAUAGUGUUUGCUGGGUCAUUUGUCUGAAAUAGGAUGAAUGUAUCAGCCUCAAAUGGGGUUCCCAGUCACUUAAUCCCCAGACACUUCAUCCCCGACACUUCAUCCCCGACACUUCAUCCCCUAGACUUUUAAUCCCCAGACACUUCAUCCCCAGACACUUAAUCCCUAAACUAAAUC